AUGAGCAGCCAUGCGUGUUGGCACAAGCUGCAGAAGUUGUCUGGUGGGCUGGCCAAGCUUGAGGACGCUGGGGCGCGCGUGGUGCCACUUGGCGCGUGCAGCUGGGGCGACGCAGAGCUGUUUGGCAGCUUCAUUGUUCGCGUGAGCGCCAGUUUUAUGUGGGAGGCGGCGAGGUGGUACAUGAUCACCGUCGUCCUCAUCAGUGGCAAGGACGUGGCCCAGCUGCUGCUGGGAGUUGGUGAAAACAAGUCGGUGGUGAUCAUGCUGAUGCUGGCUGAUUGUGGACAUGGUGCAGGAGCGCAUAAUCCUGACCAUCUGCUUCGACAUGCGCCACUUCCUGCUCUGCUCGUCCUCGGCAUCAGCAAUUUGUCCGGGUGGACGUCGUUCCAGUUGCUGCUGCUCAACGACGACACGUUGUCGGCCAACGGCCUUGCUGCUCAUUGGUGGUGCUCGCUGCUGCGCGCCCCGCUUGUCAUUUCCAUGGUGCUGAGCCUGCUGUUUGGGCUCACGUCGGACUGCGCAGACAUUGAGUUGCAACUGCUGCGUGGCUGACGCAGCAGGAGCAGGAAGGGGAUAGAUGUGCGACGCUUCUUUCAAGCGGUGGUUACACGUGAAGUGGCAGGGUGUGCUGUAUGCGCUGAAGAAGGAGGUGCAGCACAGCGCGUGCAGAACAACGUUGCCGACCAUCAUAGAAUGAAAUGUGACAUGCCUUGAAGUUGAU
Salpingoeca rosetta is the source of this 721-nucleotide messenger RNA. RefSeq lists its product as uncharacterized. Bases 1 to 552 code for a protein of 183 amino acids. The transcript has 4 exons. Lineage: Eukaryota; Choanoflagellata; Craspedida; Salpingoecidae. The record is from RefSeq and is a predicted model, not a curated record.